UCUGUAGCUAUUUAUGAUUAACUUGAUGAUAAAAUGGAUAUUUAUCAACUUUUUUCUAAAGAAGUUAAUGGGUCAAAUCUGGGCCUGAUUUUGGGCUUGGGCUUGGGCUUGGGCUUGACAUUAAUGUGUUCCACGUGCGUCCAGUAAGUAACUAAGUUAAGUAGGGACUAGAAGAAGAAGAGAAGGCCGAUCUUCCCGUUACAUAGAUCCAACUGUUCCAGAGAUCGAGAGCCGCGAGAAAUUGCAUGAAAUUACCUAAAACCCCCUGAAUAUACCGUUUUCGUGGCCUUCUUGUCCGUAAAAGGAAAAUAAAUAAUUAAUAAUAAUAAUAAUAAUAAAAACUCUUUCACAACGGCUACUUACAGAGAAGGAACCAAACCCUCUUUCUUCUUUCCCAAACUCCCAAAUUUAAAAACUCUCAUCAUCACCAUAUCACAUACCAAACCCAGACGACGCUCCGUUAUCUUCCUCUUCCUCUUCCAACUCCAGUUUCUUUGUCUAGCUUUUCUCUACCAAUGGAGGAGUCUCGUUUGUCGCAGAUCAGUGGUGAAGAUGGCGGAGGGGACGACUUUUAUGAGAAGAUUGAAGCACCCAAGUUCGUCGACUUCACUGUGCCCGAACAGUGCUGUCCCGACGAUCGUUACUGGUUCUGCUUGCGCUUCGGAUGUGAUAGGAAACAUGAAGAGGAACUUGAUCCUGAAACAAUAGAAAAGAAUUUUAUUCUUCGGGUUAUGGCAGCGAGGAGUCCUAAUAUUAUACGGUUUCGGAAAGCACUGAACAGGAAACCUCCGGGUUCCUCCAGUCCCAAAUGCCCACUUACAGCUCCUGCAAAAUCUUCCAAGCCUAAAAUAGCAAGACUGGCAGUCAUUUCUUCAAUUUCUCGCAGGCUACUUGACACAAAAGAUAAGAACAACCCACUCUCAAAGCUCACCGCCACCCCAAAAGCCAAUUUAAAGAAAUCAAAUGCAACAACCAAGGCUUUAACCACUCCAAGGAAUAGAAAGCGAAUAUCAAAUCCAGAUACAUUUAAAAGUGUUCGGAAUCCAAAGGCAACCAACAUUGUGGUGCCAAAGACCAGAGCUAUAGCAAAAACUUUGAUUUUCCACUCUCCAAAGAAGGCUUGCAGGGCAAAGAUUUCAGUAGAGUUUAAAACUCCAAUGGGGAAAUUAUGUACAGCUAUGUCGAAGCUUGAUAUUGCAAGUGGAAAGAAGCAGACAACGGGGUGCAGGCCAUUGCCUGUAGAGACAACAUCAAGGAAAUUAUUUAGAGGAAGAGAGGUUAAAAGUAGGGUUUAUGACUCAUUGCAAUCUCAUACUCAAAAGGGGCGGGAAGUGAAACCUUUGAAAAAUUUGAAGAGAAAGAAAAAGGAAAAAGAUUUGAAGGAGUCCUGUGGUCCACUGUCUCACGGAGGUGAUGAAAAUGAUUCGAGUGAUAUGGAGAUUGAUCAGAGACCAACGGGUGCUUCUUUGGAAGAAUGUUCUGAAUCAGGUACUUCUAAGAACAGUGAAACAAAUCAUCAUGAAGAGUGUUUGAAAACUGUGAAAACAUCAGAAGCACGGUCAGAUGAACAUUCAAUUGAAGUUAUAUCAGAAACCUCUAGAGGAGAUGUCUCCUCCUUGUCUAGCUCUGAAGAGAGGGCUUCAGGGGACAGUGAUCAUCAACAUUCUCUAGAUCAUACUCAACUGGUUCAAUUUUCAAAUGACUCAAGUGAGUUUGCAGAGAAAGCAAGAUCAACUGAAGACAAAAGAAACAGCCCUCGGGAUGUUGACAAUGAAGAUAAAGAAAAUGCUUUACCCUCUGAAGAGAGGGCUUCAGGGGACAGUGAUCAUCAAAAUUCUCUAGAUCAUACUAAACUGGUUAAAUUUUCAAAUGACUCAAGUGAGUUUGUAGAGAAAGCAAGAUCAACUGAAGAUAAAAGAAACAGCCUUCGGGAUGUUGACAAUGAAGAUAAAGAAAAUGCUUUACCCUCUGAUAACACAGAAAAUGAAGGUGAAAGCAUUGAGAGUGAUGAAAAAGAAAAUUCUUCUUGCAAUGUUAACAGAGAAAUGAACAAUCAUUCCAAGGGGAAGAAUGUUAGUAAUCACGAUUCAAAUAAGGCCAAUCAAGUAACGAAAAAGACAUUGAAAAUGAGUUCUGUUCCUGCUUUAGGUGCUCAUGAAGCGAAGUAUAAGAAACCAAAGCCGACAAAUCCCAAGCCUUUUAGGCUGAGAACUGAUGAAAGGAGUAUUCUUAAGGAAGCAAAUCUAGAGAAGAAACAGGCCACGCCUCUGAAUGAACUCACAUCAGUAAAACCAUUGGGAGUAAAGUUAUUGCGAAAACAUCAGACCCUGAGCCAGAAAAACAAAAUCUGCCAAGAUCGAAGUGAAAGUGAUAAUGUUACUCAUGCAGACUCUGAAAAAAGAAUAAAUAAAGCACAUGGACUACAACUUGGAAGAACUAGGAGGACUAAUAUAUCUACGAAACAUGAAGCUCAGGGUGAAGCAGUUACAACGCCAGAGAAAAGCUCAGAGAGAACCAAAUUGAGGCCUCAAGGGAUUGCAUCAAGCAGAAAGACAGUUAGAACAACUGGGGGACUUGGCGUGAUAAAGGAAAACUCAUCUACUAUCCUCAGACGCAAGGAAGCUUCAAAACCGUGUAAAAAUGAAGCGUCUUCAGCAACCGAGGCAUCUGGUCCUGUUGUCCCAAGAUCAGUGUCAAGAGGAAGAAGGCCUAGUACCAUACCCAAGGAGCCGAAUUUUCAUUGUCUUCAUGUACCAAAGAGCUGCACAAGGAAGGUGGCGGCUUAAAUUGCUCCUGGUUUAUUGUAUGAUAGAUAUAAGAUAUAUCUUGUUGUACUGUUGUUCUUGUUCAAUCAUAUCAUUGAAUUAUUUUUUUGUUCAAUAAUAUAUCAUUGAUUCUUCUUGAAUUG
Molecule: messenger RNA, 2908 nt
Organism: Humulus lupulus (European hop)
Lineage: Eukaryota; Viridiplantae; Streptophyta; Magnoliopsida; Rosales; Cannabaceae
Exons: 10
Coding region: 516-2786 (756 amino acids)
Source: RefSeq, a predicted model, not a curated record